AUGCAAAAACCGUUUCUGAACGCCUGCGACCAUGUGAGAUCCGCCUGCGACCAUGUGAGAUCCGUCUGCGACCAUGUGAGAUCCGUCUGCGACCAUGUGAGAUCCGCCUGUGACCAUGUGAGAUCCGCCUGUGACCAUGUGAGAUCCGCCUGUGACCAUGUGAGAUCCGUCUGCGACCAUAUCCGUCUGCGACCAUGUGAGAUCCGCCUGCGUGACCAUGUGAGAUCCGCCUGUGACCAUGUGAGAUCCGCCUGCGACCAUGUGAGAUCCGCCUGUGACCAUGUGAGAUCCGCCUGUGACCAUGUGAGAUCCGCCUGCGACCAUGUGAGAUCCGCCUGCGACCAUGUGAGAUCCGCCUGCGACCAUAUCCGCCUGCGACCAUGUGAGAUCCGCCUGCGACCACCAUGUGAGAUCCGCCUGCGACCAUGUGAGAUCCGCCUGCGACCAUGUGAGAUCCGCCUGCGACCAUGUGAGAUCCGUCUGCGACCAUGUGAGAUCUGCCUGUGA
This is a messenger RNA of Knipowitschia caucasica, 507 nucleotides long. The record is from the annotation of a GenBank genome assembly. Lineage: Eukaryota; Metazoa; Chordata; Actinopteri; Gobiiformes; Gobiidae.